Linum trigynum is the source of this 1110-nucleotide messenger RNA. The record is from the annotation of a GenBank genome assembly. Lineage: Eukaryota; Viridiplantae; Streptophyta; Magnoliopsida; Malpighiales; Linaceae.
UCGGCAAAAACAAACUCCACCAAACCCUCCCUUCUCCCAACCAUCCCCUCCAAAAACCCCUUUUCCUCCUCAAAACCUCCAAAAAUGGACAAACCGCCUCCAAAUAUAGUAGCCCAGAGCUCCACCAUAAUCAACGGCUGGGGAAAACCCUACAACCCAAAAACGGCGUCACCCAACAACAUCUCGUUCAUGGCGUCCCUAAUCUCCAUCUCCAUCUACGUGUCCUUGUUCUAUAUCUGCCACAUCUCCCCUUCCCAGCUCCUCCGCAACCCCAGCUUCUGGUGGGUCAUCUCCAACACCUUGGUCCUCAUCAUCGCCGCCGACUACGGCGCAUUCUCCUCCUCCGCCGCCUCCGUACAACCUUGUCAUGAUCACCACGACUCCUACGAGAUCAUGAGACGUACAUCCGUCCGCACCCGAUUCCCUCCCGCCAACGUGGUCCCCACCACCGCCGCCGCUCCCCUCCCGCCUAUUCCGCCCCCGGAGCUCGUGACCAAGGAACAGGCCGGGCGUGCAUUGGCGAGGAGGCUUGUUUGCAACGAGAAGAACGUCGAUGAUGAUGAGGGCAUGCGCAGGAGCAUGUUGAGGAAAGGUGGGAGCGAAUCGGCUCGUUACACGUGUCCGCCUCGGGGCGACAAUGACGAGGUGUCAGCGGCGCUGCGGCGGAGUAAGUCGGAGAGGGGGAAGAGGAGGGUGAUGAUCGACGAGAGCAGAAACGUCGUCCGGAGAUUCGAGAAGGUAAUCGUCGUCCCGACCCCAGCGGAGGAGGAAGAAGAAGAUUCCGGCCACCGUCACGAGGAAGACAGCGAUGGCGAUGAUGAUAGCAGCGAGUAUGCGAAGCUGUCGACGGAGGAACUCAACAAACGCGUGGAGGAUUUCAUUCAGAGGUUUAACACGCAAAUCCGGCUCCAGAACCAGGCUUGUGAUUCCGGGGAGCUAAUUCCUUCCUUAAUUAAUUAAUUAAUAACUAUUAAGAAUAUUAAUUAAUUAAUUGGACAUGUAUAUGUACUUACGUACCUGUACAUAUGUAUAUAUGUGGCCCCCACAAUAUUGGAGAUCUAAUCUAAGGGAGUUGUGCGCGGCACAUCAAAAGAAAUCCCGGGAAAAAAU